Molecule: messenger RNA, 1053 nt
Organism: Oryzias latipes (Japanese medaka)
Lineage: Eukaryota; Metazoa; Chordata; Actinopteri; Beloniformes; Adrianichthyidae
Source: RefSeq, a predicted model, not a curated record
AUGACCUGUCCAUUUUACGAAGAGCUGGACCGCAUUUUGGGGAAUAAGCCCAGCGUUCGGUCACUAGAACUGGACAGCUGCUCCGGCCACGAGGAGCCCGAGGUGGAGGGGGAGGAGGAGGAGAGCCCAGGUCCCGCUGGUGGUGUCGCGGCCAGCCUGGCUAGUCGCUCUUGCGGUGAAACAGCUGAGGAUGAGGUUCUCACUGAUGAAGACUGUGAUGAGAGGUGCGUCAAACAGACUCCUGAAGGGUCUGAACCUUCACAGGUCAAAGAGGAGCAAGAAGAAGCCUUUAACAGACACUAUGGAGGCUCUGCUCUCUCUGAUACUCAGAGUGCCACCAGUAGCUUUUUGGCCGCUCAGGGUUCCCUGCUGAAGUUUCCGUGCCUCAUCUGCGGCAAACGCUUUAGCUUUCAUAGUACGCUGCUGCGCCACAUAAGGAUCCACACGGGGGAAAAUCCAUAUUCUUGUGACACGUGUGGGAAGAGCUUUAAUCAAAGCGGCAGUCUGAUGAAUCACAUGAAGACCCACACCGACCAGAAACCCUUUUCCUGCCAAACUUGCAAAAAAGGUUUUAGCCGCAGCAAUGACCUGGUGUGUCACAUGAGGACUCACACCGGGGAGAAGCCAUUUUCCUGCAGAACCUGUGGAAAGCGCUUUACACGCAGCAGCGACCUGCUGUAUCACACAAGGACGCACACAGGCGAGAAGCCUCAUUUCUGCAACAUUUGUGGAAAGUGUUUCAGUCUCAGCAACAGCCUCCUGCGCCACACAAGGAUUCACACCGGGGACAACCCAUAUUCCUGUGAAACGUGCGGCAAAAGUUUCAACCAAAGGGGCAGCCUGAUCAUUCAUAGGAGGACCCACACGGGUGAAAAGCCACACACGUGCCAGACGUGCGGCAAAGGCUUCAGUCGCAGCAACGACCUAGCCUGUCACAUGACCACUCACACGCGGGAGAAGCCAUUUUCAUGCAAAACGUGUGGAAAGUGUUUCGGCUUCAGAAGCAGUUUGCUGCGCCACGUUAGAGUUCACACAAAAGAAAGCGCAAGCUGA